Messenger RNA from Mya arenaria, 604 nucleotides. RefSeq names its product P-selectin-like. The record is from RefSeq and is a predicted model, not a curated record. Lineage: Eukaryota; Metazoa; Mollusca; Bivalvia; Myida; Myidae. The transcript has 3 exons. The coding region runs from base 14 to 604 and encodes 196 amino acids.
GCUUGGGUACGACAUGGAUGGUAACGAAACACAUGUUUACCGCACCUGUCAGCCAGAUUUAGGUUGGAAUGGCACGGAGCCAGUGUGCAUUCCAAAGGACUGUGGCCCUCUUAGUCCUCCGACCAACGGCGUUGUUUCCCAUUCUGGAGGAGUGAGUGGAAACACAACAUUCGGUGCCAUGGCAACGUAUACCUGUAACUAUGGAUACGAACAAUCGCAUUACUUGACUCGGACCUGUACAAGUAAUUCGACAUGGUCAAGUACGGAGCCGCUUUGCAGUUUAAUUGGACCGACCACAAAACGACCUAACUCCCCGCUCUACAUCAUGCCCUGCAUCUGCUACAAUAAUUACUCAUGGACGGGCCUCAGUCAGGACGAAAUAACCCAACUCCUCAUUCGGGAGACGACUAUCCAGAAAAAGAACACCUCGCGCUACCUCGCUCGACUCUCGUGCCGCGAAGAUCCGCGGAGUUCUUCCACAGUCGUUGGCGUCGUUGGGACCGCUAUAAUUGGCGGUAUUUUCCUUAUGAUAUUUCUCGCCGACGUCCCGACCCUCUACAAGCAUAUCCGAGAGGCGAUUAGAAAGGUCAAGGGACAUUCAUAG